AUGGAGGAACUCUUUGCCGAGUUCCGCCCGCUUAGUCUCAAAGCUCGCUCUCGCUCGUCUGACACCGAGGACGACAGUCACGGCUUUGAACUGUCCGUUCAAGCCGGCCCCACCUCCUUUGGCUCCAACUCGGCCAACUCAGUUGUCGAUGUUGCUGCGGCCGCCAGCGAGGCCUCAACCGUUCCCAUCCUCAACAUUGGUCACACCUUGCGCUCUCGCAAGGUGACCAACCGCUCCUCGACCUCGGGCAUGGCUGAAGAUGAGACCGAACUCGAUCUUGAUGCCGACGACACCGCCCUUGAGGGAGAUGAGUCAGAUCUUGAGACGUUUGAUGUGAUCGACCCGGCCGAGGCUGAAGAAUUGGAGCAAUCACGCUCUGCUUUGCCUUUGCCCGCAGCGGCCUCGACGCCCUUGGCACGGCGCCGGCAUCGGUCGCCUUCGCCCAAUUUUCGCCGCCUGCUUGACUUUCAACCGUCUGGUUCCAGCAUCAGAGAGGCCAUCGGACGCGAUCUUGGUCGCAUGCGCCAAAAUGCCGUUGAACACAGCGUUUCCUUUGUGGGCUCGUUCUUUGGUUGCCUCUUCGGCUCGAGCCAACAGGCCGUCGCCAAGAAGCAGGCACCCCGUGACCCCUUUCUCAUCAAUUUCGAGGACAUCCAACAACUCAAAUGGAUUGGGGCGGGUGCGCAUGGCUGCGUUUUUCUUGGCCACUACAAUCAAGAGGAGGUUGCGGUCAAAAAGUUUCGCGAGGAAAAGUUUAUUUUCAAUGAGGAGCGAACCCUACGUGAGCUCAAGCACGAGAACAUUAUCGGCCUCAAGGGCGUGUGCAAGGCUGCGCCCGUCUUUUGCCUGGUCAUGGAGUACUGCCCGCGCUCCCUUUAUGAUGUGAUCCAGUCCUCCAAGAUCCCUGCGCCCUUGGUCGUCGAGUGGUCGCACCAGAUUGCCAAUGGCAUGCUCUACCUGCACGAGCAAGGCAUUGUCCAUCGAGACCUCAAGUCACCCAACAUUUUGGUAGCCCAGGACAAGCGCACGCUCAAGAUAUCCGAUUUUGGCACGUCAACGGACAUGCCGGCCAAGAGCACCAAAAUGUCCUUCACCGGCACUUGCGCAUGGAUGGCACCCGAAUUGCUGCGAGGCGAGAAAUCGUCGGGCAAGGUGGACGUGUAUUCCUUUGCCGUGGUUCUUUGGGAGCUCCUGAGCGGCGAGGUGCCGUACAAGGGCGUCGACGUGGGUGCCAUCAUCUGGGGAGUGGGCAGUGGACGCUUGCAGCUGCCCGUGCCCGAGGGCACGCCCGACGGGUUCUCGCUCUUGCUGAAGCAAUGCUGGAACAAGGAAGGCAAGCACCGUCCCUCCUUUCGCCAAAUCCAGCUGCAUUUGGGCAUUCUUCGCGACGACACGGACUUUGCAGCGACGCCAGACGAGUCGUAUUUUCAGACCCAGUUGCGUUGGAAGCGGGAGAUUCGCGAGCGGUUUGAGGAGAUGAGCCGCGCCGAGGACAAUGCGCGACAAGAGCAGGAAGAGCUUUUGCGCCGUCGCAACGAGGAGAUGAAACACGUCGAGGAUGUGCGCGCCCUCUACGAGACGCGCUUGGCUGAGGUUUUGCAACUGCAUACCGAGCUGCAGGCCGCCUUGAACCGCGUGACGGAGCAAGAGGUGGCGCUCUCUGGCGAGUAUGAGUCGCGCGUGGCAAAGGAUGCCUUGAGCGCCAAUGCUCACAGCAACGGCAAGCGUCGUGGCCAUCGUCGCCGCAGGCGCAGCAACAACAAUGGUCAUGGCAACGGCGAUCUUGAUCAUGGCACCUCCAAUCGAUCGCGGCGCCUGUCCAACCGCGAGGCCACCAUCCUGCGCCGUGCUAGCAAGGACGUGGAACGCAUCCAAAUUGAGCUCGAGCAGAGUCUGGAGGACGUCAAGCGGCAAAUGGAGACAGUCGACGAGGACAUGCUCGAGGCUUGA
This is a messenger RNA of Monosiga brevicollis MX1, 1950 nucleotides long. RefSeq lists its product as uncharacterized. The record is from RefSeq and is a predicted model, not a curated record. Gene Ontology annotation, biological process: JNK cascade; protein phosphorylation. Gene Ontology annotation, molecular function: ATP binding; JUN kinase kinase kinase activity. Lineage: Eukaryota; Choanoflagellata; Craspedida; Salpingoecidae. The transcript is spliced from 5 exons. The coding region runs from base 1 to 1950 and encodes 649 amino acids.